CUUUUCUUCCCAUUUUGCUACUUGCUAUUGACUCUUCACUGGCAAUAAUUAUUAGCUGUGUAAUUUUGAGAAACUUCAGAGAAUGGCUUCUUCUUCUUCUUCUUCUUCUUCUUGUUAUUUACUAUUCUUCUCCUUUUUCUUGAUUUCCAUGGCUCCCCUCUUGGUUUCUGCUGAUCAAUUCGCAGUUGGCGGCGAGAAAGGCUGGGCCAAACCCACUGGAAACGACUCCGAAACCUACAAUGAGUGGGCUUCCCAGAACAGAUUCCACGUCGGUGAUGAAGCUUUAUUCAAGUACCAGAAGGACUCAGUGCUGGUAGUGAACAAAGAAGAUUACGAAAACUGCAUCACAUCAAACCCAAUCUCCAAAUUUGCAGACGGAAACACUGUUUUCGCAUUCGAUCACUUCGGAUUCUUCUACUUCAUCAGCGGGCAGCCCGGUCACUGCAAAUCCGGUCAGAGAUUGAUUAUUCGGGUGAUGGUGCAGUCUGAAGUCGAACCACCGCAAAAUACUACCACACCACCACCUAAACCGGCUGAAGAGGGCGGUGGAGAUCACAACGAUGAUGAUUCGUUUAGGUUUGGACCGCCUGGGAGCAUCUUUUCUGGUUCCAAGAUGGGUGUUGCAUCUUCUUGCUUCAUGACUGCUGUUGUCGCUGCGUUUGUGAUUCUUUGUUUGUUCGUUUAGGAACUAGGAUGAUUUGGUUAUGUUUUAUUUCUUCUCGUUUCUAGGUGAUUCUGUUUGAUGGUUGUUUUGCUUGAUGCUUUGCUGGUAUUGUAACUCAUUUGAUGAACUGCCUUUGUAUGGCUGUUUAAUUUCAG
Messenger RNA from Rhododendron vialii, 819 nucleotides. Its product is annotated as early nodulin-like protein 6. Lineage: Eukaryota; Viridiplantae; Streptophyta; Magnoliopsida; Ericales; Ericaceae. Gene Ontology annotation, molecular function: electron transfer activity. The record is from RefSeq and is a predicted model, not a curated record. The transcript has 2 exons. Gene Ontology annotation, cellular component: plasma membrane. The coding region runs from base 83 to 685 and encodes 200 amino acids.